AGUAAACUUCCUGUGUCAAUCCGCGAAUCUUAGGUGUCAUCUGUGAAAACACAUCUGUCCCCGUCUCGGUGCUGGCCACGGACAGGCGACACCUUUGGUAUUCAUACCAUGGGGAUGGAAUGUCGACAUGACGAUAGAACCCAGGCCCUCUUUCAUACAAGUUAAAGAGGAUCUCCAUUAGGUUUGUUUGCUGAAAGAAACCAGAGAAUUCAGCGUUCUUAUCUAUCAUACCAUGCCCAUCUUUCUUCAUGCGUCGAAGAAUGAUUUUCAAGUUGGGAGUAACGGUUGUGAUAGCUGUAGCUGUCAUCAUCGUGUAUAUACAGCACACCGACCCUGACCUUCAACAUCAAGGUGAAGACGAGGUCAAGGACAAGUUGGUAGUUGAAAGGAAACAAGAUGAUGGAGUCAAGAAAGAAUCUAUAGAUGGAGCGGAUAAGGAACACAUGACUUCAUAUAAAAAAUCUGAGCCUUUGAAAAAGUCAGAAAACAUUCCCAAGUCGGACAAACAUCAUGGCAUUGAGAAAUCCAAUGGAAAUCAGAGCCAUUCCGAUGACAGUGUUGUGAAUAAGAAAAUAAAUGGCAAGACCAAAGGGUUAAAAGCAGUUUAUUCAAGCUCACAAUCUGCUCCAAAAGACUCCAUCCACCUCUCAGUUGUUGCGUGUGGUGAUCGCACACCUGAAUCUCUCAUCCUCUUAAAAUCAGCCGUAUUAUUCACAAGCAAGCAUCUGGUAUUCCACAUAUUUGCUGAAACACAGCUUCAGAAAGACUUUAGAGACCAGCUGGACUUUUGGCCGGCUGACUUUCUGUCCAAGGUGGACUACUUCAUCUAUGACAUCAGCUUCCCAUCUGGAGGCAAGACGGACCACUGGAAGCAGCUCUUCAAGCCCUGUGCCUCACAGCGCCUCUUCCUGCCAACACUGCUGACUGAUGUCGAUGCCCUGAUCUAUGUGGACACCGACAUCCUGUUCCUGAGCCCGCUGGAGGGUAUCUGGAGUUUCUUCCAGCUCUUCAACUCCACCCAGCUCGCCGCCCUGGCGCCAGAACAUGAGGAUGCGGCAGCAGGAUGGUACAACCGCUUUGCCAGGCACCCUUACUAUGGGGAACUAGGUCUUAAUUCUGGAGUGAUGUUGAUGAACCUGACUCGUCUGCGAGAAUCAGUUUGGCUGCCGUCCUUGAUAGAGUAUUAUAAAGAAUAUAAACUGAAAAUAGCCUGGGGCGACCAGGACCUCAUCAACAUCUACUUUCAUUACUUCCCAGAGCAGCUGUAUGUGUUCGGGUGUGACUGGAACUACCGCGCCGACCACUGUAUGUACAUGAGCGUGUGCCGUGAAGCUGAAACCAAUGGCGCCUACAUCUUGCACGGCAGUCGGAGGGUGUUUCUCAAUGACAAACAGCCAGCCUUCAAAGCAGUGUAUGAUGCUUUCAAAGAGCACCGUCUCGGGGAUGAUAUCCAGUAUAAGCUGUUGGUCCAGAUGGAGAGGAACCUGGAGGGCACCAUCAAAAGCAGCUGUGGCCAGCAUGGACACAUCUACACCAAACAAGUUCAGAUAUACUCCAAUCACAUGAGAGAAGCAGAGAAAAAAGCUAGAGAAAAAAUGAAAGAUAAAAAGCCUCCUCAUCCCCCGAGAUAACAGAAAAUGUACAUAGAUGUUGGUAUAUAUAUUUUCAUAUGCAAAUGUCCAUGCAACUUAAUGAGUUUUUGCUUAUUUAAGACUUGAAAUUUAUUUAAACAUUAUUUUUAAGGCCUAAAAUAGUAAUCUGACAACAGAAGUUUAAAAUUUGUGUUUAAUGUGGAUAUUGGUUUUCAUUGUUGCUUUUGUUUUCGAGGCCAGAUCUUAUCUAUUUCCAGCUUUAGCUACAUUUUGGUGCAACUUCUUUGAGAGGCUUUUUAGAAGUUAGAGUACUAAGUAAGGAUAAGAUAUACGGAUGAACAAUUUCUUUAUUACAGUUAUGAGCUACAUUUUGGCGUAUGUUCUAACACCGUUAUGAAGCAAGUGAUGUACAGAGUAUGGUUGACAAGCAUAUAUACAGGAUAGGAGGCAAUGUUUAUACAGUUGGAUACAUUAGGAUGUAGUUACACUGGAGUGGAGAAGCCUGUUAUGUUCAUAAAAGGGGGUCAUAUAAGGUAAACAUCUUAACAGGUGAAGCUAGUAGUUUAACAAAGUGAUUAUGACUGAUUGGAGUCUUUGAGGAGUUGAUGGUACGCAGGGGGUAUGUAACAGCCUUGAUCAUGAUUGAUUGAUGGUUGGAGCAUUUUGAUGUUGAUUUCUGGAAGUUUUCUGAUUUUGAAGUCUUUUAGGUUGGUUGUAAGGGCCUUCAUUUUGUCCCACUGGAUGCUGGGGCUUGGGUUGUCAUGGAUGUGGUCAAAUAGAGCUGACCUAGAAUCAACUGUAGAGGCUGGGCUUUAAUGUUCUUUAGUUCGGGUUUUGAGGUGCCUUGAUCUUUCAACAAGCUUGUCCACAAUUACAUGGAAUGUGGUACCCUGCUCCUGAUGGUUCUAGCUUGUGGCUGGAUAGUGGUUUUCCUAUAGCGGUUUUCCUAUAGCUUUAAUGGUGUUGUGAAUGCUGUUACUUGAAGACUACAUCAAUGUUGGCCAGUUUCUUUAAGGGUCUCUGGAUUUUGUGGCCACCCCACACAAGACUUAAUACCACCCCACACAACACCUGUACCACCCGACACAACAACCAAUACCAACCUUUACAAGACUUAAUACCACCCCACACAACACUUGAUACCAUCCACACACAACACCUGAUACAACCCUACACCACACCCAAUACCACCCCAUACAACACCCGGGGCAGUUGGGUAGCCUAGUGGUUAAAGCGGUCGCUCGUCACGCCAAAGACCUGGGUUCGAUUCCCAACAUGGGUACAAUGUGUGAAGCCAAUUUCUGGUGUCCCCGUGAUAUAGCUGGAAUA
Molecule: messenger RNA, 2921 nt
Organism: Haliotis rufescens (red abalone)
Lineage: Eukaryota; Metazoa; Mollusca; Gastropoda; Lepetellida; Haliotidae
Product: glucoside xylosyltransferase 1-like
Exons: 8
Coding region: 249-1631 (460 amino acids)
Biological process (GO): protein O-linked glycosylation via N-acetylgalactosamine
Molecular function (GO): UDP-xylosyltransferase activity
Source: RefSeq, a predicted model, not a curated record